Messenger RNA from Aspergillus glaucus CBS 516.65, 1438 nucleotides. Its product is annotated as LamB/YcsF family protein. The coding region runs from base 461 to 1225 and encodes 254 amino acids. NCBI's taxonomy places the organism in Eukaryota, Fungi, Ascomycota, Eurotiomycetes, Eurotiales, Aspergillaceae. The record is from RefSeq and is a predicted model, not a curated record. The transcript has 3 exons. Gene Ontology annotation, biological process: carbohydrate metabolic process.
CUGCAGGAAUCCGUUGGCUAUCUUUAAAAGGCCAGCUAACGAGGGGUGUUAUCUUACUCCUCUCCAAUCCCUCGGUUACAAAGCUACCCAAAGUAACUGUACUUACGUGCCUCUCGGCGCCGGGACCCAAUAACGGCGCUCAUCCUGUUAUCAAGGACCUCCGGAUCGACGGGGGUGUGGACCGAAAAUAGCCUGGGGCAUUUGGGGUCAUGUUUCGAUAGAGUAUCUGUGAGGUGUGCUAUUGAUCGGUUGGCCGAGUUGGAGACGCAAUACGCAGUGGCGAUGUGGCUCUCCCAUGUCCACUCUGCAAGCACGGACUCCGAACCCCUCAUUAGGUUGCUUAUAUCUAUUGGGAUUGGUCUCAGCAAUUCAGCUGUGGUGAUUCAGUGAUCACCAUCUGUUGUUCUUCUUGUUUUGAGAGAGUACGGGGCCCCAUACUCAUAUCGGACUACACAUCACCAUGCCUCCGAUUCAACAAAAAGCAUUAAUCAAUGUUGACCUGGGGGAAGCUUACGGCAACUGGUCCCUCGGACCCGACCUCGAGCUCCUCCCCAUGAUCGAUAUCGCCAACGUCGCCUGCGGCUUCCACGGCGGCGACCCCCUGAUCAUGAUGGAUACCAUCCGCAAUUGCAAAGCCCACAGCGUCCGGGUAGGAGCACACCCGGGCCUACCGGAUCUCCAAGGUUUCGGGCGACGGGAAAUGAAGCUCUCGCCCGAGGAAUUAACGGCGAUCACCAUCUACCAAGUCGGAGCGCUGAAGGGCUUCCUGGACCGUGAGGGCGUGCCUCUUAACCACGUCAAGCCCCAUGGGGUGCUGUAUGGGAUGAUGUGCCGGGACUAUGAGGUAGCCAAGGCUGUGAUGGAGGGGAUUCCCAAGGGCGUUCCGGUGUUUGGUCUUGCGGGGACUAAUAUGGAGCGUGCUGCCAAUGAUUUGGGGAUUGAAUUCUGGGCCGAACUUUAUGGUGACGUCAAGUAUGAUUCGCGGGGAAUGUUGGUGAUUGACCGUAAGAAGAAACCGUGGGAUCUGGGCGAUGCUGAGAGGCACAUUCGCCAGCAGAUCGAGGACAGUUCGGUCACGGCGGUGGAUGGGACAGUGGUGCAGUUGCAGUUGAAGAACUACCCUCUGUCCAUGUGCUGCCAUUCAGAUUCGCCAGGGUGUUUGGACAUUGUCAGCACGGCACGGAGGGUGGCAGACGAAUUCAACCAGAAGAAUGGACAUAAAUAGGAGGCAUUUGUAGAUAGCAACUAUAAGUUAUAAAGAAUAUCAACAACAUUUGAUAUGGUGUAAACGGCAAUGACGGUGGAAUGGCCAUGAUAUGGCGUGGUCUGAAAUCGCAAAGUCGUGGUGUUUCCACUUAGGCAUUGUAGCCAAGCGAACCUCGGGAAGAGGUGAUUGGCCGCAGCGUCUUAGUGUCGGUUACCUAUAGUCGUGGCAGCG